ACUUUGCGAUAAACAGUGUUUCAAUUGUCUUCCUAUUAUAUUGUACUUCGUAAUUUAAACCAACGAGCAUGCAUUGCAAAUAUUUCACUAUCAUUUGUUUACUUUGCGUAGUAACAGUUCAGUGUAAGAUUGUGGGUGUAAAUAAAUUAUCUGUUUGUUCUAUCAAAAAAUCAUGCGAAGAUUGUCUUCAACUGGAUCACUGUUCCUGGUGUGCUUCUAACAAAAAAUGUUUCUCUGAACAUUUGCUCGGCUUUGAUAAUUUCUGCAACAACACCAUCAAGGCUAUGGACUACGGAAUGAGUUUGAUGGAGAAUGCUGAGUGUGCCUGUAGCGGCGGCCAUAUAAAAGUGAACAAAUGCCGUCCACCGGGAGUCGUUGAUGGAGCCGAGUGCUAUGGAAGAGGAAGCUGUGUCUGCGGAACUUGUAUUUGUAAUACGAAUCCGGAUCCUGAAAAUCCUAGUAAGUUUAUUGUCGGAGAAUUCUGUGAAUAUGACAACUAUUCGUGCGAUGGCCCAAAAUGCAACGAAGGGCCGUACUCCAUAAACGAUAUUCAUUUGUAUGAGGAAAAUAACGAAGACGACACAUCGGCGAAUAACCAGCCUGUCGAAUGAAAUGUCGAUGGAAAAAUAUAAAUAUUGUAUUUUGUUAUUAAAUAUAAUAAUACUAAAAACAUUUCUUUCCGGACCAGAUCCAUAUCAUUGUUCGUCGUGUUGAUGUACCUUUAUAAAUAGAUUAAAAAAUUAAAUUAGAAUGAAUUUAAAAGGCAUAAAA
Molecule: messenger RNA, 771 nt
Organism: Leptidea sinapis
Lineage: Eukaryota; Metazoa; Arthropoda; Insecta; Lepidoptera; Pieridae
Product: integrin beta-6-like
Exons: 3
Coding region: 69-611 (180 amino acids)
Source: RefSeq, a predicted model, not a curated record